AUGGCCUCGAUACUCGUCCCCAUCGCAUAUGUUAUAAUAGUCUUUGGUGGACUAUACGUAUUCAGCUACUUCUACAGAAAUUACACGGCUUCGAAAUACGUCGAGCCUUAUUUCCCGCCUCACCACGAACGCAAUCUUUAUGUUACACUCCUUGGGAAAUCCGACCCACCAGUAUCGGAUGCCUUAUUGAAAUCAGCACUCGUACGACGCGCCAUGGCAGAUGUUCACCGUGUCAUUCGGCUUCGAGAGGACAAACCCGCACUUCAAAAUUUGUUGCAGAAGGGCUCAAUUGGUGACGACCUAUGGAACAGCCUGCUGGCAGCUGAGAAGGAACUGGAGGCCGAAAUUAUGGAAGUCGUGCAGGAAGCAAAUGCAUACGUCGAAGGAUGGGGCCAGGUUAUCUUUCCAACAGCCAACGAAAUGAUUGCCAACGAACGGAUGCGUCAACUAUUUGAGUCUACCAACGAGACACGGACGGCCAAAGAAAUCAAAUACGGUGUGAAGUCAAAGUCCGUCGCGACGUCAAGCGUGCCCUCUUCACCUGCGCUCACCAGUCCGUCUCCCUCCCUUCUUACACCAACAACACCUAAAACUCCAAACGGCCUCGCUCCUCCUUCAAAGGCUGAGAGUGUAGCUUCAAGCGACGGUGAAGCGCCUGAUUCCCCCAACAUGUCCCGAAAAUCUGCCAAAAAGAAUAAGAAACGGAAGUGA
This is a messenger RNA of Pleurotus ostreatus (oyster mushroom), 711 nucleotides long. It is a transcript of the gene SEC66, whose product is annotated as translocation protein S66. Gene Ontology annotation, biological process: post-translational protein targeting to membrane, translocation. Bases 1 to 711 code for a protein of 236 amino acids. The transcript is spliced from 4 exons. The record is from RefSeq and is a predicted model, not a curated record. Gene Ontology annotation, cellular component: Sec62/Sec63 complex. Lineage: Eukaryota; Fungi; Basidiomycota; Agaricomycetes; Agaricales; Pleurotaceae.